Molecule: messenger RNA, 965 nt
Organism: Aspergillus brunneoviolaceus CBS 621.78
Lineage: Eukaryota; Fungi; Ascomycota; Eurotiomycetes; Eurotiales; Aspergillaceae
Product: MFS general substrate transporter
Exons: 2
Coding region: 163-846 (227 amino acids)
Biological process (GO): transmembrane transport
Molecular function (GO): transmembrane transporter activity
Source: RefSeq, a predicted model, not a curated record
AACAACAUCCGCCCAGAGAAACCAGAUGGAUCUUAAACUCAAUCCCGGCAUCAAGGUAUGUGUGCGCAUCUAAAUAAGUGCAUAGAUGGAUUAAGGGGUAGGAUGGCGCGCUGCAAGCCUGACUAGACAACCAACUCGAGUUCAAAGAACGCACGCAACACAAUGCUGAGGAUUCGACCGUCACCAUCCCCAAUAGCCCCGAGUGACUGGACCCGAACUCGCCGGGAACUGCUCUUCGCCGCCAUUAUCCGGGGCUCAUGCGCCACAGGCGACCUAGGGCCCCUGAUUGUGCCAGGCUUUGUGUUCGUCGCGGCAGAUAUCCAUGUCAGCCUGACCAGCGUCACCCUCUUGAAGGGCAGUCUUAUCAUGGUCCUGGGCGUCAGCGCCUACGUCUGCUCCCCUGUUGCCAAUUGCUUCGGCAGACGCCCAGUGGACUUAUUCACCACGCUUUUGGUCCUGAUCUCAUGCUGUUGGGCUGCGGUUGCAAAGUCGUACUCCUCGCUGAUCGCAUCCUGUGUUUUCCAAGGACUAGGUAUGGGAAGAUUCUUUGCUCUAGCCGGAACAUCGUCCAACAACGAGGUCCUCCACGUGCACGAACGGGGCCUGCGCGUCGGGCUCUGGAAUUUUGCCGUCAUCGUCUCCGUCAAUCUGACCCCGAUCAUCAGCGGAUAUAUCAUUCCGGGUUUGUCCUGGCGCUGGGGCUUCUGGCUGGAGGUCAUUCUUUUUGGUCAUGGCUUAAACAGAAAUAUUAUCCAAGUUUGGCAAGAGUCCAGGUUCGGCUGUAUAUUGUUCUUUAUUCCAGAAUGUACACAACUGGAAACAAGUAAGCAUUUUCCUAAUCCUUGAUUAGAAAGAAGGCUUCCUGGUAUUGCCGGAGUACAGCCUGGCUCCAGAAAGCCUAAAAAAGCCAAAACCGGUAUUGUUGAGUCUAGCCGGGAUUUUGAAGUAUAAUGCUUCGUUCGGCA